Prosopis cineraria is the source of this 526-nucleotide messenger RNA. RefSeq lists its product as uncharacterized. Lineage: Eukaryota; Viridiplantae; Streptophyta; Magnoliopsida; Fabales; Fabaceae. The coding region runs from base 99 to 407 and encodes 102 amino acids. The record is from RefSeq and is a predicted model, not a curated record. The transcript is spliced from 2 exons.
CUGAAUGCCCAACGGCUUGACUUUAUAUGGACAUUGGAUAUAAACAUGAAGAAAGGGGUGAAGGAAAAUGGUUGGAAAUGGAAACGUCAGGUUGAUGAAUGAAAUCGAAAAUGGUCUUAAAUCUUGGCAGCUCAGAUCCUGUCAAAUUCAGCCCUCGAAUGAAGAACACAUACACUUUGCAGGGGAUGACGAUUAUGGUGGAGAUGAAUCUUUGGGCAGAAGCUUACAAUGUGUCAGAAAAAUUAGCUGGGUUUUUCAACACUUAUGAAGAAGGAAGCUCUGAAGAUGGGAUUGAGAGUGAAGAUGAUGCGUGCCAGAAGCAAUUGGAGACACAAGAAAUAAGGGCAGAGGGAAUAUAUAUCAUCAUCCAUUCCCAGCAAGUCCAAUUUUCUCUAAUUUAUUAUUAGUCUGUUCCUUUUCUUGUUGAUCUUGCUGCUAAUAAAAUUAGUCUUCGUCUAUGAGUUAGAGAGCCUUCAGGAUCUGACAACCAUCAUGUAUAUACGGGAUAUGAAAUUAUGGCACUGUC